This is a messenger RNA of Eruca vesicaria subsp. sativa (arugula), 1233 nucleotides long. NCBI's taxonomy places the organism in Eukaryota, Viridiplantae, Streptophyta, Magnoliopsida, Brassicales, Brassicaceae. The record is from the annotation of a GenBank genome assembly.
AUGGCAACGAGCUCUAAUACAACGAAAACGAAACCAGACAACCCAAACCUAACCAGAUCAAGAUCUCUAGGCAGAAAGCCAAAGCCUGUAGCAUCAUCAGACGCAGAUGGAUCCGACAGGAAGACAGUUGAGAAGCCUGUCCCCAAUUACCUCAAACCCACAAUCAGCUCCAGACCAGACCCGGUCAAGUUCUUGAAGAAGAACAGCGCUGCUGACGACAAGCUUCUUCGUAGACGUUCCUUUGAUCGUCCUCCUUCGUCUUUGACUUCAUCAACUUCUUCGUCCCAUAAGUCUCUCAACACCUCUCCUGCACGCCCACGUGACAGACCCGUGGUUCCGAGAGAGAAGCCUGUCACUGGUCUGCGUUCUUCAUCUUUCCAUGGAACCAGCAGAGGCGGUCUCAGAGGAGGGAGUACGGUGAAAUCGGGUCCUGUGGGGUCGAGAGGUUCUCCAGGGGUGAAGAAGAGCGGUUUGAGUGGUGGUAGUUCUUCCAAGAGCAAAAAGGAAGGUUCUGGGAAUGUUACAAAGAAAGGUAAAGAGAUUAGCUCUGAAUCUUCUUCUCCUGUUGCGCCUGCUCAGAAGGAUGAAGAGGAGAUUGUCAAGGUUGAGACCGAUGUACAAGUCUCUGACCACAUAGAAGAAGAUAAGGAUCAUGUUGCACAACCUGAGGAGUCCAGUGAGGAGAAGGAGACUGGUCUAGUGGAUGCUUCCAAAGAAGAGGUUGUACAGCCUGAUGAGUCCAGUGAAGAGAAGGAGGCUGAUCCAGUGGAUGCCUCCAAAGAAGAAGAGAAAGAAGAGCUGAUCAAUGAUGAUAAAACAGAAGAGCAAACAGAGGAGCAGAAAGAACAAGAGAACACAGAAGAAGACAACAACAAAGACAAGGAAGAAGUAGAUGAUAAGGAGGAGAGUACCGAGACAGUUGUUACUCCAGAUACGAAAGAAGCUGAGAAUGUCGAAGAAAGCAAGGAAGAUCCAGACACAGAAGCUAAAGCAGAGGAAGAGAGCGAAAGCAGCAAAGUUGAAGAAGCACCAACAGAAACAAAGGAUGAAGUAGAAGAAUCACCAGAGGAAGGAACAAAGAAGGAAGUGGUACAAGCGAAAAAGGAAUCUCCAUCAGCUUACAACGAUGUAAUAGCAAGUAAAGUGCAAGAGAGCUCGAGGAAGAACAAGGUCUUGGCUCUUGCUGGAGCCUUUCAGACAGUUAUCGACUACGAAACUGCUGCCUCUAAGUGA